Messenger RNA from Onychostoma macrolepis, 2598 nucleotides. RefSeq names its product F-box protein 15 (gene fbxo15). Lineage: Eukaryota; Metazoa; Chordata; Actinopteri; Cypriniformes; Cyprinidae. The transcript is spliced from 10 exons. The record is from RefSeq and is a predicted model, not a curated record. Gene Ontology annotation, molecular function: protein binding. Bases 327 to 1778 code for a protein of 483 amino acids.
GCUCCUGGCCUGUUGGUGGCGGCAUUUCGCCAGAUGGUGACAUCGCCUGUUAGUAGAAGAAUGUAGUUGUGGCAACAAUGCUUUUUUGAAGUUUUUCCUCGGAAUACCAUGGUAUAACUCUUCGCUGAACUGUUUAAUGUCCUAUCUAGUGUACUAGACCGUACCCAUUAAAAUACACCAGACUCUGUGAGAUGACAGUGCGCCCUGUGUAGUGCGAUUAAAGCGCUUGGCACCUGGUUACCUUGGCAGAGAGACGCCGGAAGAGUGAGACUGAACAGAUAACAAAUUAGGAGGCACUUAAACACGCUUCAGAAGAGAUACAAAUUAUGUCUUCGCAAUCCGUGAAGAUCCAGAGGCAAGAUGCUGGGCAGCCUUCAAUUAUUAAAUCAAAAUCCAUGCCCAGGAAACAAAGAAAAGCAGCUUUACAACAUCCAUUAGUCUACAGAAUGACAUCCAAACGCAAAGAAAAGACUUGUGAAAACUCCUUAGAAAGGAUGCCAACAGAGAUCAUUCUCAGGAUUCUCUCGUACUUGGAUCCCGGGUCUCUGUUCUGCAUUAGUUUAAUCAACAAGCAUUUCCAGGAACUGUCCAACAGCAACUUUAUGUGGUAUCAGUUUUACAUCCGCGAAUGUAGCAAAAAGAAGAAAGCCAUUGAAGAGGAUCAGAUGAUACUUGAACUUGGUGUGGUGGGUGUGCAGGAGAGGCCAAAGAGAUACUGGAGAAAUGCAUUCUUCAAAGAAGUUGCCGGCCUGAAUGUGAACAAGUGGAGAACAAAACUACAACGCAUUGACCCUUAUUCAGGACUGCCGCGACAUACAGAGGAAGUCAUAAGGAGUCUGUGCAUUACAUGGGAGAUCACAGUGACUGAUGGGAGAGGACGGCGGAGCACCUUUGAGCAGUCUCAUGCCUCCUUCAGCAGUACGGCUGUUUUUGUGUUCUGGGGCGCUGUCACUUGGCCUCCUUUCAACCAGCUCACCUCCCUUGAGCUUCACGGAGUGUUUCGGGUGCCCCUCGAUUGUCCUGCUCCUUACAGGCCGGGCUGGAAAUCAUUUAUGUCCAAAAUAAAGCUUCAAGGAGAACACUGUGAACUGUGUGUUUCAGACAAGAUUGUCAAGAUGCUGUAUGUUGGACAGGGCGUAACUUUGGGAUUCUGGAAGGACCAAUGGGGAAUUGCUUUUGUCAUGGUGAACUUGCACAAUCACAGACUUGUGGAAAGAAGUCUUCAUGCAUCUAUUAGUCCAUGUCCAGCAGCUGGAAUCAGUGCUUUGUUUGAUGAUGUGGACCCGGAGUAUGGUCUCCAUGGAUACACUGCUUACAUUGAACUGCAUAAUACAGUGAAAGUCAUCAUGUCUGACCGCUUUUCCCAGCUGUUUUCCAGAAGAGAUUUGAUUUCUGAUGGUUAUCUUCCACUGGAAGUGAUCAGUGAGAAUAACAGAUCCCCAAAUAUUCAUCAGGUUGGAGAUGUCAGCUUGCCUUGGAGGACUGAAGCUUUACAUGGAACUAUCAAGGACUGUUGCAUGAUCAGCCUCACUGUAUGGGAUGAAGCCAAGCAGCCUUUUUGGUGCGUCAGUGCUCCUGUUGUGAUGACAAAAGCAAGUCAGGACACGGUAUCAUAUGAUUUUGAUGGUGGGAGUUUCUCCAUCCUAUACCAAGACUCAGAGGGGAGGGUGGAGAUGAGACUGAAGCAGAUGGAGUACAAGGAACAGUAUUUUGUGGUUAAUCUAGUGAUUUACAUUGCUGUUGCCAAAGUGAAUAAGCACUUUGGGAGAGAUUAUUGAAGACUUUGUGUGCCAUUUCAGUUUGUAUGACAACCGUUUACUAUAUUAGACUUUAAAUCAAGCGAGGCUGAUUAAACUCCUGUCAAUAUUAUUGUAGCUUUUUCUUUUCAGGUUAAUGUUUUGGCUGAUUGUUUCUAUACAUUUUAAUAUCACCAAACACUUAAAUACACAUUUUCACGGACCGUUAUACUUUAAUCGCAGGAUAUAAAAGUCAGCCUGUCACAAAGAGAGGUAUUUUCAUGUCAAGUCUGAUCAAAUAUAAAUAAUAGAAUAAGAAGAAACCCAUAAAAAAUUCCAUAGAAUCAAGAGCUAAGGAAUAAAAAUGGACCUUUAAGCUGGAUUUAAAAGUGCCAGUGGAGGAGGAGGAGGAUCUAAUGUGAGCUGGGAAACUGUUCCAGAACUGAGAAAUCUCCCUUACAGCAUGAGCGGGACAGGAGGAAGUUGAUUGCAUGACCUUGGGGCAGAGUAUGGAUACCACACUGAGCCGCUUUCGUAACUUAAAGCAAAAUUGUGAUUGUAUUGGUAAUAGCUAAUUGGAAUCUAAUAAGGAAGAUUUGAUCUCUUAGUUUUGAUUUCCACUAAAAGUCUCACUGGUGUAGUGAUGAAACAUCUGGAGAUGUGAUUGAGAUGGGCCUGCAUACAUAUAGUUACAGUAAUCAAGCCGGGAUUGUUUCCAAGUCCUUUCAAAAAAGAAACGCUUUCAAUUUAGCAGCAGAUCUGAGCUGAAAGGCCCUUAGUGACGCAACUAAUCUGCUUGUUAAAAAUGACACAGAGGAUCUCAAUAUUAUUGUGUUAAUUGGUGGAUACUGAAACCAAUGAU